This is a messenger RNA of Plasmodium reichenowi, 1920 nucleotides long. Its product is annotated as cytidine diphosphate-diacylglycerol synthase. Gene Ontology annotation, cellular component: endoplasmic reticulum membrane. The transcript has a single exon. Lineage: Eukaryota; Apicomplexa; Aconoidasida; Haemosporida; Plasmodiidae. Gene Ontology annotation, molecular function: phosphatidate cytidylyltransferase activity. The record is from RefSeq and is a predicted model, not a curated record. Bases 1 to 1920 code for a protein of 639 amino acids.
AUGCCCAGAAAAAAUUCAAAAACAAUGACAAAUAAAUGCGCAAAUAGUAACUCUAACGAUUUUAUUGAAGAUAAGAUUCUUGAUGAUAAAAAGAGAAAGAAGAGUACUGAGAGUUUAACCGUUGACGAAAAGGGGGAUAUAAUAAAAAGAAGAAGUAAAAGUAAAAGUUUAGAUGAUAGUAAUGGAGGUAUAGAAAAUAUGGAUAGAGUAAAAAUUUCUAAUAAUAAUAGAAAGAAAAAAAGUGAAGGUAUGAUUAAUAAUGAUGAUGAUAAUGAUAAUAUUAAGCGUAUGAACCAUAUGGACCAUAUGAACAAUGUGAACAAUAUGGACAAUAUGGACAAUAUGAACAAUGUGAACAAUACGAACAAUAUGAACUAUAAUAUAAAUGAUGAAGUAUAUAAAUUAGGUAGUUUUGAAUAUGAGGAAGAAUUUAAAAAGAAAAAUAUACGAAAUUCAGAAUGUAAAAGGAGGAGGAAUUUAAAAGAUAUGAAAUAUUUUAAAGACAUAAAACCACUAAAAGAUUUUGUAAAUUUAAAAAAUAGCAACAUUAAUAAUAAUAAUAAUCAACAUAAUAGUGGUAUAUUUUCUAGUUUCACCAGAUUUUAUGGUUAUAAUAAUAAAAACAGUUUUAAUUCUAAUCGAUCUAAACAAAGUACAUGUAGUAAUAGUAAUUUACAAAAUAAUAUGAACCUAGUAAAUUCUGCAAGUUUUGAAUCAAAAUUACAAACAUUUAAAAUACGAUUACAAUGGACAUUUAUAUUAAUCUUAUUAUAUUUUAUAAUAUUAGCAGCUGGACAUUUUUAUUGUUCCAUAUUAGUAUUAAUAUUAGUAACAACAUUAUAUAAGGAGAUUAUAUCAUUAAAAAGUAUAGAAAAUAAGGAUAAAAAAUUACCAGAAAUAUUUUAUAUUAGAUGGUAUUGGUUUUUUUUAACUAUAAUGACAUUGGGUAUACCAUGGGUUAUACCAAAAUUAAAACAUCAAAUACCUUUAUAUAAAUUUUUAUUAACAUAUCAUUCUAUAAAUAUGUUUAUAUUAGCAUUUGUUGGAUUUGUAUGGUUUAUAUUAUCAUUAAGAAAAUUUUCAUUAAAAUAUCAGUUUUCACAAAUAGGUAUAAUAUUAUUAUCCUCCUUAUUUAUUGUAACACAAUCCUUAAUGCAUAUUGCAAAUAUUUAUUCUGGUAUGAUAUGGUUUAUCGUACCAGUAUCAUCAGUUGUUAUAAAUGAUAUAUUUGCUUAUGUGUUUGGUAUUUUAUUUGGUAAGACAAGAUUAAUUCAAUUAUCCCCUAAAAAAACUGUAGAAGGCUAUGUAGGUUCCUCAAUUAUUACUAUAUUAUGGGGUAUUUUAAUAACAUACUUUUUACAAAGAUAUAAAUUUUUUAUCUGUCCACAAAAAUAUAUAACAUUCCAACCCUUUGUAUCAUGGAAUUAUAUUGAUUGUGAUAUUAAUCCUAUAUUCCAACAAAAAGUAUAUGAAGUACCGAAACAAAUCUCCCAAAUCUUAUCCAUCAAAAAUAUUUAUUAUAGUAAAAUGAUUUUUCAUGGACUCAUGCUAAGCCUCUUUGCUGCAUUCUUAGCACCCUUCGGGGGCUUUUUUGCAUCCGGUUUUAAAAGAGCACUCAAAAUUAAAGAUUUUGGAAAAUCCAUACCAGGCCAUGGAGGUGUUACAGAUAGAUUCGAUUGUCAAAUCUUUAUCGGAAUGUUUACAUAUAUUUAUAUGAAAACUUUUGUUAACAUCAAAGGAGGUAUUUAUUCAUAUGAUGUACUUAUUGAAUCUAUACAAAAAUUAGAUCAUAAGGAAAUAAUCAGGUUAUUAAAUCAACUCAAAAAUAUCGUAGACAAAAAAAGAAAAAAACAAGGCACAGAUAAUAAUAAAAAUGAUAUACACACACGAAAGGACAAAAGGUCAAAAGGUCAAAUAUAA